AUGACUCUUAACAACCACAACCUUGUCCAUCGCAUGCUCAAAGCUCGUCAAGCCGGUAAUAAUGGUACUAACGGCGGAAAUGGGAAUGGUGGCGGAAAUGGGAACGGAGGCGGCGGAUCUGCUGCUGCAACGUCUGCUACAACGUCGGAAUCGCGAGCGGCCGCAACGUCCUCUGACCCUCCUGUCUCCACGACUACAACUCAGAAGUCUACAAGCGCGGCUCAGCAAACUACUACUUCCACUACCCAAACGUCCAAAACCGUAACGACUACUUCAACCUCCCAAACACCCACCACCACUUCUACUUCUUCGACGACCUCUAAAUCUUCCACCGUCUCAACUACGUCAACUAGUGUCACUCUUAAAUCGUUCACGGCAACCGGGGUUACUACAGGCCCAGGCUUGGUUCAAGCCAGCUCAUUCGCCAAUGUUUCUCCCAGUAAUCCCAACUCUCCGGGGACAACUAUAACAGCUAGUGCGAUCCCGACAGAUAAAACUGGUGGUUUGGGCACGGGCGCUAUUGUUGGCAGCGUUGCAGGUGGACUUCUUGGCAUAGCUGUUCUUGGCAUGAUUAUUGCAUUCUUCCUGCGUCGCAUGCGUAAGCGUGCUCUGGAAGACGAGGACUUCGUCACGGACUUCCGCCAAUCUGCCUUCGUCACCGAUACCCCUCCUAGCAUGGCUCAACGCGGACAUACCACUGCUGCACCCUCUGUCAGCAGCGGUGGUCCAGGUAUGGCUGGACAAGGUGCUUUCAGGGGCGGAGUGACAGCUGCUGCUGCCUCUACCCCUGUUAUUCUCCAGGAACGCCCGCGAUAUGUCUAUGGCCAGGAACCCGUUCAUAACUCAGAACCUGCCCUGGACGAUGAAGGCAGCGAAGUUGCCCAUGGUGCAUACAGCGCUCAGCCCGAAAUCCAGCAGCCUUACAAUCCUGAGGCUUACGGCUCAUACGCUGCUUAUGAAUCCCAAGCUGGUUAUCAAGAAGCUACUAGGGAGUACCAAGGCCAACAGGGAUAUGUCGCCAACAGCUAUGCCUAUGAACCCCAACAACACCAAGGGUAUGCCGGGUAUGACUAUGCUGCUGCCAGCGCAUACGCCGACGGCCACGCUCCUGCGUCGGGUUCUCACAAUGCGCACCACGACGCCUAUGGGGUUAUGAUCUCUUUCUUUCCGUCUACGUACUAUAUAUGUGUUGUGCCUCAAGACUGGACGAGCCGUACGCCGAGGAACCGCAACCGCGCUAAUGUCCACGGUCGAACAUCAAGAACAGUUGAGAAGGCGGAGUUCAGAGUCCGUCAGAGUCGACAUAAAGUCCGCCUGUAUAUUCGCUACUCUGUCGGUCGAUAUCGUACUUUGGACCAAUGUAACGAGCUUGAUCUCAGCGAUGGUUUAGGAAUGCAGUGA
This is a messenger RNA of Laccaria bicolor S238N-H82, 1401 nucleotides long. RefSeq lists its product as uncharacterized. The transcript has 6 exons. The record is from RefSeq and is a predicted model, not a curated record. Bases 1 to 1401 code for a protein of 466 amino acids. Lineage: Eukaryota; Fungi; Basidiomycota; Agaricomycetes; Agaricales; Hydnangiaceae.